AUGUCUACAAAUACGUCGUAUUGUGCAGUUGCUGAAUGUAGUAAUAGUGGACGUAAGACUGAAGGCGUAAUUUAUCAUCGUUUUCCAAAAAAUGUUGAACUACAGCGUAAGUGGAUUGCUCGUUGUAAACGAGAGGACAAAAUUAAUGUUAAUAAUGCAAGAGUUUGUUCUGAACAUUUUUGUGAAAGCGAUUACAAACGAGACUUGCAGAAUGAAUUAAUCCGUGGCCUUGGUGUCUUCUACAACAACCCCACUCCUUUUGAGGUGAAAAACAGAAUUCGUUUAUUGAUACUGACUGGAAGUGCAAGUGAAAUACCUUUGUCUUCAGGUGCUUCGACUUCAGAGGACAGAAAUGAGAAUUCUGUUUCUGAAAACUACCCGACACCAGCUGAUGAAACUGAGGAAGAUUUUGUACGUUUUCUCUCGAGUGAAUUAUGUAUAAGAGUAACUGAUAAAUCAUUUGACGUCGCUACAGAUGACGAAAACUUGCUCUUACAUUUCGAGCUCAGUGAUUCAGUGUGUACCAGUGAAGACGUGAAUGAGGAUGCUCUAAAAUAUCUAGCAGGAUAUAUAGCAUUCAAGUGCAAAAACGUUGACAGUUAUUUGGGAAAUACAGCAGGGCAGUGUGUUGUUGAUACAGAACUAAGUCUGAAGUAA
Messenger RNA from Schistocerca americana (American grasshopper), 657 nucleotides. RefSeq lists its product as uncharacterized. Bases 1 to 657 code for a protein of 218 amino acids. Gene Ontology annotation, molecular function: sequence-specific DNA binding. NCBI's taxonomy places the organism in Eukaryota, Metazoa, Arthropoda, Insecta, Orthoptera, Acrididae. The record is from RefSeq and is a predicted model, not a curated record. The transcript has 2 exons.